Iphiclides podalirius (scarce swallowtail) is the source of this 1674-nucleotide messenger RNA. The record is from the annotation of a GenBank genome assembly. Lineage: Eukaryota; Metazoa; Arthropoda; Insecta; Lepidoptera; Papilionidae.
AUGGAGUACAAAGAUGAGUUGAAGAAGAAGGAAGCGGGCGACAGCGAUGCGCUGGAGUCUGUGCUUGCACACGUGGGCGAGAUGGGCCGCUACCAGAGGUUCCUCUUCGUGGCCAUGCUCCCCUUCGGCGUCUUCUUCGCGUUCGUGUACUUCGGGCAGAUGUUCAUCACCGCGACGCCCCAGCGGCACUGGUGUCGGGUGCCGGAGCUCCAGCACUUGGAUAUGGGGAUGAGGAGAAAUCUUACGGUGCCUCGGCUCGAGGGCGGCUGGUCCCAGUGCGCGAUGUACAACGCAAACUGGUCCCUUGUCCUGGAGACAAUGACGCCGCCGGACCCCUCCACGGAGACGGUGCGGUGCCGCGACGGCUGGGAGUUCGAACUCGGCGAUAUUCCGUACCGCACAGUUGUCAGCGAGCGCGGUUGGGUGUGUGAGUAUUCUGGCUUCGCACCGCUUGCGCAAACUAUAUUCUUCGUCGGCUCCUUGACUGGAGGGGUUUUCUUCGGCUGGAUAGCAGACAGAUACGGAAGGGUGCCUGCGUUGGUUGGGACAAACUUGAUCGCGUGUGUCGGCGGUUUGGGCACUGUCUACACUACUGGCCUGUGGGAUUUUAUCUUCUGCCGAUUUCUAGUGGGAAUGUCCUUCGACAACUGCUUUAUGAUGAUGUACAUACUUGUGCUGGAGUACGUGGGGCCGAAGCACAGGACGUGGGUGGCCAACAUGUCCAUAGCGUUGUACUUCGGCGGCGGCUGCCUGAUGCUGCCCUGGCUGGCGUACUUCAUCGCCGACUGGCGCCACUUCCUCUGGGUCACCUCGUUGCCAAUGGCCCUGACCGUCUUCGCGCCGCUCGUGAUACCCGAGAGCGCUAGAUGGCUUGCGUCGCGCGGAAAGGUGAACCAAGCAGUCAAAAUUCUGCGAAGAUUCGAGAAAAUCAACGGGACAAAAAUCCCUCAAGAUGUCUUGGAUGACUUUAUCGUGUCGUCUUCUCAAACUAGACGCACGGGCGAGAGCAUCGUCGACGUGUUCAAGAGCGUGCCCCUUCGCAACACGAUGAUCUUCAUGGUAGUGAUAUUCAUGGCGUGCGCGGUCAUCUUCGACGGGCUGGUGCGCAUGUCCGAGGGCCUGGGGCUCGACUUCUUCGUCACCUUCACGCUGACCUCCGCGACGGAAAUACCCUCAGUGACGCUGGUGGCCAUUGUGCUGGACAGGUGGGGACGCAGGAAGCUUACCAUAGUACCGAUCUGUAUGGCUGGCGUACUGGCGAUCGUUGCCGCAUUUGUGUCUAAAGGGAUACCCCAAGUGGUGCUGGCGAUCGCGGCCCGCUUCUCCGUCAACAUGAGCUACAACGCGGUGGUGCAGUGGUCCACGGAGCUGCUGCCGACGGGCGCGCGCGCGUCCGGCUCGUCGCUGAUCCACGUCAGCGGCUACGUCUCCACCAUGCUGUCGCCAUUCUUGGUCUACUCGGAGCGGGUGUGGAAACCGCUGCCCCUGCUCAUCAUGGGCGUGACGGCCCUGACGGUGAGCAGCUUCGGCUUCCUGCUGCCGGAGACGAUGGGCCGCCCCAUGCCGCAGACGAUAGACGAGGGCGAGAGAUUUGUCAGGUCUCACGCGAUAUGCGGACAAGCUGUGGAUGAUGAAGAUGACAUCAAGCAUGAAAAACAGAAAGCUCUUAUCACG